AUGUUUUUUGUGUCACAAAUCUUUAUGGCACAUACUAGCGAAAUGGAAUUUAAUGCUGCUAGUCUGGCUAGUUCAACGUACGAAAUGAUUGGCACAUCAAUAUGUUGGGGCGUUCAUUUUGCAGCUGAUACACUUUUACCGCAGUGUUUUGAGGGUAUUUCACUCCUCCUUCAAAAAUAUAUUUGUACGAACGGCAUCACAUAUCCAUUGGUGAUUAUUAAUCUAAUCGGAAAUGGAAUUAAUGCUUUACUACAUUAUAUACUGAUAUAUAUUGUUCAUUUGGGUAUUAGAGCUCCGCCAAUAGCAAUAACCAUUGCCUAUAUUUGCAUGAUCAUAUGUGAAAUUUUAUUUAUUCGUUUUUCUUCAAUUUACAAAGAAACAUGGCAGCCUCUAAACCGUGACUGUUUACGUGAAUGGUCCACGUACCUUCGUUUAAGUGCUCCUGGUAUUUUAGCCACAAUGAGUGAAUCGUGGGCAUUUGAAUUAGGCAUUCUAUUCGCUGCUAGAUUAAAUUCAUCUACAUCACUCAUUGCACAAAGCGUUGCCUAUCAAAUAGGUAUAUUUCUAUUUCUAAUUGGUCAAUCGUUUGCUGUUGCCAGUAAUAUUCGUAUCGGCCAGUAUCUAGGUGCAAAUAAACCAGAUGAAGCGAAAAACUGUAAAAAUAUUGCUUAUACGAUGGGAAUAAUUAUUGUUCUUAUCGAUAUGAUCUUCAUCUACUCGACAUUCCAGUGGAUACCAUUGAUAUUUAACAUUAGUGAUCCAGAUGCGUUAAAUCUAACAAGAAACAUUCUUCUCGUUGUAGGACAACAAUAUAUGAUUUAG
Didymodactylos carnosus is the source of this 822-nucleotide messenger RNA. NCBI's taxonomy places the organism in Eukaryota, Metazoa, Rotifera, Eurotatoria, Philodinida, Philodinidae. The record is from the annotation of a GenBank genome assembly.